CUUUUACCACCGAUCAAUUGACUGGAAUUUGCACACACGAAUACAGGCGCAACGCGUCAUCGUGCGCCGCUUACGAGAUAUCUUGCCUUCGCACGAGGCGAUGGCCGGGUUGCCGUCGUCAUUCCCGGCUCACCACGCUUUCCAGACUGUGUUCAAUGGGUCCAUAGCGCCAAGUCCUUGAAUGCCCGGGGCAUCGUCAUGAUAAGGCUUGCAAUUUGCGGAAGUCGGCACUGAAAUACGCGGCGGCAGGCCGCCGGCAACCGAAUCCGCGAGCCCACCCCCUGUCGACCUAAUUUCAACUUCUUCCACCUUCACUGCAAGCAUGGGUAUCGUUCUUUCUGGCUUCGCACAAAGCUUCCCGUCCGCGUCCAAGUUCUCCGUGGACCAGAUUCCUGAUCUAUCAGGUCAGGUUAUUAUUGUCACUGGUGCCAAUGCAGGAGUUGGCAAAGAGACGGCCAAAGCUCUGCUGAACCACGGCGCAAAAGUGUAUAUGGCGGCGCGCAGCGAGGACAAGGCCAAGGCUGCAAUUGAAGAGCUCAAGGCGUCGACGGGUAAGGCGGCCAUCUUCCUGCAGCUAGAUCUUUCGGACUUGCCCUCAAUCAAACGUGCGGCCGAGGAGUUCCUUUCUGCAGGAAGGAGAUGCAGCUUCAUGUUCUGUUCAACAACGCGGGUGUCAUGGUACGAAGAAACUCAUUGGGCCUCGGCAUUGUGCGUUCAAAUGAGUCUAACAUCGCAUCAGCCCAUCUCUGACCACAAUUCCAGAAAUGAACGUUGUCACCAGAAUCCACCGUACGAAAUGCUCACAGCUCAAGGAUACGAUCUCCAAGUGGGCACGAACGUUCUCGGUCACUUCUACUUCACGAAACUACUCCUUCCUAUUCUGGUUUCUACAGCCUCUGCGACCGGCAAGGCUGCGCGAGUUGUCAACACAGCCUCUCUGGCCGCAGAGCUGUCAGGCGGGAAGCUGGAGCUCCAGUCAUUCAAAGAAGGCCCGGUCAGGAAACGUCUGGGCUCGCAGGGAAUGUACGCUCAGAGCAAGCUGGGAAACGUCGUGUUCAGCAACGAGCUGGCCCGACUUUACGGAGACAAAGGCAUCGUCUCUACGUCCAUGAACCCAGGCAAUCUCCGAACUGAGCUUCUGCGUCACACUCCGAGCAUCCAGGCCAAGAUCAUCGACUUGAUGCUUUAUCCCGCAUCCUAUGGCGCGCUGACUCAGCUUUGGGCCGGCACGUCGGAGGAAGGCGCGACCAUGAAUGGAAAGUAUCUCAUUCCUUGGGCAAAAUAUGGAAAGAUUCCUAAGGGUGGCAAUGAUCUUGCUGCACAGAAAGCGCUAUGGGAAUGGGCUGAGGAGCAAGUUGCUGGAAUAUAAAUCAUCGCAAGACAUAACUUUUUGAAGCUUACACCAUUCCUCACAUAAUGUACUUUAGUGCAAAUUAUUUCCUUCUGGCCAGCGACACAUCACUGUUCUUGUUGAAAUUAAAUAGAAUUCCUGGGAUGCAGCUCAGCUGUCCCGCAAUGUUCUAGAUAAUUAAAUAACCACAUUUGGACAUGUACUGGUAAAUAGAAGAAUAUUCUAG
This is a messenger RNA of Mycena citricolor, 1577 nucleotides long. NCBI's taxonomy places the organism in Eukaryota, Fungi, Basidiomycota, Agaricomycetes, Agaricales, Mycenaceae. The record is from the annotation of a GenBank genome assembly.